Sclerotinia trifoliorum is the source of this 3268-nucleotide messenger RNA. The record is from the annotation of a GenBank genome assembly. NCBI's taxonomy places the organism in Eukaryota, Fungi, Ascomycota, Leotiomycetes, Helotiales, Sclerotiniaceae.
UGAUUAGGUGAAAUUUUCAUGGGCAAGAAGUAAGAAAAAUAAGACGUUUGAUACUUAGAUAACAGUAGAUUAUUAAUUUAAACAUUGUAAUUUAACCUGAUUUAAUUAGAUGUCACGUGCAUGAUUCACUUGCCCUUCCCUUGCCGCUUUUCAAAUUUACCCAGAAUUACCUAGUGCUCGGCAAAAUUAAAGACCUUCAGCCUCGAAAAGAGCCUUGUCAGGCUACGAAGCCUUACACAAUAACAUCUUCCAUCAAUACUUCUCAAAAUCUCUCAAUCAAUCAUCCUGACUUUGAGAUAAUCAGAAAGUGCUUUGCUCCUAAUCUAUCGCCUGUUCCCGUAUCUUUGACAGCAGUCGAUAUCGCAUUGUGCGACGAUCAGAUGGAGCCUUCUAGCAAAAAACGACGUCUCGCACCCAAAGUUGCCGAGCAAUCUACUCAAGAACAGGUGAACAAUUCAUCACAGUGCAUCUGAUAUAUCCUACUAACGGCCAAUUCAGUCAUCCCAAGGUAGAUACGAUUAUAAAGCUAUGCCGAAUCUACAAGAGCCCGCACCUUCGAACGAGCGGAGUGACUUCGAGUCUUUCGCCCGUCACUUACAAGAUGCAGCCAUGCUUAUCUAUGCGCAAGCAAAUCGAUCUCCAUACAAGGGUGUUACAGUACUUCUGUUGAGAUGGGAGGAAGAUUUGAGUGUCGAGCAAGAUCUUUUGCUCUUGCAGAAGGUUUUCCAAGAACGCUUCAAUUUUCAUACAGAGUCCUGGAACAUUCCUAGCGGCCCAAAUCCUAACAUUAAACUUGUGAAGCAACUUGCACAUCAUAUUGAGUUGACUGCGCCUAAUAAUCUUUUAAUUGUCUACUAUGCAGGUUAUGGGUUUGUGGGCUCGGAUCAUCAAUUAUAUUGGGCCUGGUAAGAUUUAGAGCUUAUCGAGCCUUGUGACUUAUCGCUGAUGCGCAAUAGCAAUUCGCACGAAGAGGCACCAAAAUUUAAAUGGGAAGGUAUCAAAUAUUUACUCGAGGACGCUCAACCUGAUGUUUUACUCUUACUUGACUCAUGCGCUACUACGGAUUCAUCCGUUGCAGGAAGCCAAGGCAUUAAACAGGGGAUUGCUGCAUACAGUCCAGAUCAGGCUACACGUGAACCAGGAACACGAUCAUUUACAUAUCACUUGUCGGAAGCUCUUAAUAAACUUGGUACUGGCCGUCCUUUCAGUACGCAGCGGCUCCACGAGGAGAUCAUUUCACAAAAGCACAAUGGAUUUCUUGCACACACUGGACUUACAAAUGGAGCAGGGAAGGCAGCUUCGACCAACGAGCGAAUGCCAGUAUCUUUCUCAUUAACCCCUGGAUCAUUGCAAAGCAUUUCACUAUCCCCUCUAAGCCAGGCUCCAAGACCAAGUACGUCAAUGGGAUCGGUAGGAGGUUCUCCGGAAAAUAAUGCUCAAGGAUCAAACGCCGAUGAACCAAUCAAGGCCAACUCAAAUUCUGACCUGACUUUUGAAGAAGUUAGAGCAUUGGUUUGCACAACUUUUGUUGGAGAACCCAGUCAAGAUAUGGCAUCUUUCAAGCAGUGGCUUCACAAUACUCCCUUGGCAGCAUCAAAAAUUGCUGUUGAAGGCAUGUUUCACGGACCGCCUACCAUUCUCCUUGUUUCUAUGCCCAUUGCAGUGUGGAACGUUCUAGCUGCAGAAGGAAUUUGUUUGUUCUUGGGAUACAUAAAUUCUCACAACAUGACGACGGAUUAUCAACAUUUGAUUGGAGCAAUUUCCCCUGUCAACAAAGCAGCAACUUCCAAGGAAUUGGAAGAUGGUAAAAUUCUACUUGAAGCUCGUGAGGCUGCUGCAUCUACACCUCUGAUGACUAGACAUGAAUCAGUUCAACUAGAGCCAACUAGACAACAAGAAGUUAUUCAACAAACUCCUUCUCGACAGGAACCUUUAAGACAAGAUCCGAUCACUUCCACUCCUCAAUCAAUUCCUCAAGUAUUAUAUCCUGAUACUAGUAUACCAAAUCUCCCAGAGCAUACAGAUGACGUUGAGACGUCUGUCGAGAUGCAUGAGGCAGCUGAACAACUUAAGGCUUUAAGUCAUGUCCGACAUGUUAGUCAUGAUCAUCUAACUCCAAAUGACAGAAAUCACUCUCACAUAACAGCCGAAGAUUCCCCAGGCCUCAGAAGUGGUCGAGAAGAAUCAGCAUCAUCACAGGAGCAAGGUGAAUCUGGUGGAGAGGAUCAAAUGUACAACUCUGAAAUUAAUUCACCUGCUUCCAGACCUAAGCCCCGGAGGUCGUCACAAAAGCAAGGUCCUAAGCAAGAUACCCGAUGUUCAAUGUGCAGCCAUGCACCGUUCAAAGAUUCCUCUUCCUUGCGAAAACAUAUUGCUGCAGCACACACAAGACCAUUCCCAUGCGCUUUCUCCUUUGCUGGAUGUGCAAGCACUUUCGGCUCUAAAAAUGAAUGGAAGCGUCACAUCGCUUCUCAACAUCUUUGCUUGACAUAUUAUCGCUGCUCUUCUUGUCCUCAAAGCACUGUUGAAGGCAAAGGCAAUGAAUUCAACCGCAAAGAUCUCUUUACUCAACAUCUCCGACGUAUGCAUGCACCUUUUGCAAUCAAGAAAGCUCUUGCUAAAGGCGACUCUAAACUGCAACUUGAGUGGGAAACCCAUGUUAAGGAAAUGCAAGCUUCGUGUUUAGUGACCAGAAGACAGCCACCUCAAAGGUCCGCAUGCCCGAAACCAGAUUGCUCAAAUGUGUUUGAGGGCGCGGGUAGUUGGGAUGACUGGACUGAACAUGUAGGUAGGCAUAUGGAGAAAGGGGAAGCAAAUAGAUUGGGUGUUGAUAAGCAUUUGGCGAGAUGGGCGCUUGAUGAAGCCAUUAUUGAACCCAAGGGAGAUGGAUCUAAUGAAUACAGGUUAUGUGGUACAGAGCGAGAAGGCAGUGGUGUGAUAACUGGUAAUGGAAAUACAAGCGGCUAUUAUUCGGAUGGCGGAAAGAAGGAAAUGGACAACUCCAAAGAUGGGCUUGAGAGCCUAAUGGGCUUGACAGGUGAUAGUAUGGUCAUUGACGGUUGACGAAUUUACCAUGGUGAAUUGGCCGAGAUAUGAGGGUAUUUUGAGACGAGAAGCAAGAAACAAAAGGGUCAUUUUCAAAUUACGCGUUCUUGGGAUAGUUUUCUACGUUAUCGUUGUGUGAUAUCAAAUCAAAGUUUUGGGUGGUUGCUUUUGUUUGGUUAGCAUCGUGUGUUAGCAUUGUGUUGCUCUGGCUCUAAGUCUCGCU